AUUCUGAACUUCCUCUCUUAGUGUGACAGGCUUAGCUAAAGGAAAACCUGCUACCUCCACUUACAAACCAGUGAAACAAAAAUGCCCGCCGACUAUAACGGACGAUGGGAGAUGGUGAGCAACGAGAACUUCGAGGAGGCCAUGAAGGCCCUCGACAUUGACUUCGCCACCAGGAAGAUCGCCUCCCACCUGCACCAGACCAAAGUGAUGGUCCAGAACGGAGACAAGUUCGAAACGAAGACGCUGAGCACCUUCAGAAACUACGAGGUCAACUUCACCGUGGGAGAGGAGUUCGACGAGCAGACAAAGGGCCUGGACAACCGGAAGGUCAAGACGCUGGUCACCUGGGAUGGGGACAAGCUGGUGUGUGUUCAGAAGGGGGAGAAAGAAAAUCGUGGCUGGAAGCACUGGAUCGAGGGAGACCUGCUACACCUGGAAAUCACCGUGCUCGACAAAGUCUGCCAUCAAGUAUUCAAGAGGGCCUAGUGAGACCAAGAAGAACCGGAUCUGCA
Molecule: messenger RNA, 512 nt
Organism: Anoplopoma fimbria (sablefish)
Lineage: Eukaryota; Metazoa; Chordata; Actinopteri; Perciformes; Anoplopomatidae
Product: retinol-binding protein 2-like
Exons: 4
Coding region: 82-486 (134 amino acids)
Biological process (GO): fatty acid transport
Cellular component (GO): cytosol; nucleus
Molecular function (GO): fatty acid binding
Source: RefSeq, a predicted model, not a curated record